Cryptococcus deneoformans JEC21 is the source of this 2874-nucleotide messenger RNA. RefSeq lists its product as hypothetical. Gene Ontology annotation, molecular function: zinc ion binding; DNA binding; DNA-binding transcription factor activity, RNA polymerase II-specific. Gene Ontology annotation, biological process: DNA-templated transcription; regulation of DNA-templated transcription. The coding region runs from base 47 to 2674 and encodes 875 amino acids. NCBI's taxonomy places the organism in Eukaryota, Fungi, Basidiomycota, Tremellomycetes, Tremellales, Cryptococcaceae. The record is from RefSeq and is a predicted model, not a curated record. The transcript is spliced from 6 exons.
CAAUUCUUGACCACCGACUGCACUUUCAUCCCAUAGUGAAUCAGCGAUGGCCACAGAUAUCAACAAGAAGAGGAAAAUACAGCGAGCAUGCGACAUCUGUCGGAAAAAGAAGAUUAAGUGCGAUGGACCUAUGAACAGUCUGAGUAGCCAUAAAUGUGCUUACUGUACUGAACGAGAUUUGGAAUGUACCUAUAUUGAGGAGGCUCAACGAAGAGGUCCCCCUAAAGGCUAUCUGGAAACCGUCGAGCAACGUUGCGGAAGGCUGGAGAAACUGCUUCAAGAGCUUCAUCCCGACUUCAAUUUCGAUUCCUACGUAGGCCCGCCUAUCGAUCGUCAGACAUUUGACCUUGUUACCUAUCACGACCUCCUCGAUACUCUUGAAAUCCCACCUUAUCCAUCCCAAAAGCCUAUAGUUAUUGAUGAUUUACGUCCCGGAUUAUCAGCAUCCGAUCCUUCAGUAACUCCGUUAUCUUCUGAGUCGUCCGCGAACUCAUUAUCGAACCUCAAGCGGAUUCUGACACGCUUCUACAAGGCUGUCAGUUUAGAUGCCCAGAGAGAGUCUGAUACGGAAGAAACUGAGAUGGAAGCCCGAACUCAGCUUAGCGUGGCAGAGUCGAUGAAACGUAUGGGUGCACGUGAUCAUCACUGGAGAUAUCACGGAACCGCCUCUGGUAUUCAAUUUAUCACUCAUCUGCAAGAACUUCGGUCCCGCGCCGCAUCGAGAAGAAUGGAUUUCAUCUCUUGUGUCAACCGUGUAAAGAGGCAGCGAUUCUGGGAGGUUCCCGAGUGGGAGCUUGCCAUUGCGAGCGAAGGCUUGAGCCCUCUCGACCUAUCAAGCUGGCCCGAAAAAGGCCUCGACCAGCAACUCAUUGAUGCCUAUUUUGAUCACGUCAACCUACAUUUACCGCUGCUUAAUCGAAAAGUCUUCCAAGAGCAGUAUAAUUCUUGCAAGUGGAAAAAUCAUCACGGGUUUGCAAGGGUUUGCCUGUUACUAUUCGCGAAUGGAGCGCGAUACCUUGAUGACGACCCCAGAGUCAUUUGGCCACUUGAUCAGUGCGCAUCGGAAAGUGGCCGCGAUACCAUAAUCAACGAUCCGUAUGAUUUGAGGCGGUAUUCUGCCGGAUGGAGAUACGUUCGCAGCUACUUGCGUAUGGGUCAAAGUAUCGUCCAGGGUCCAAAUCUUUUUGAACUGCAGGGUAGAAUUCUUACAUGCCAAUUCGUUGCAGGAACUGCCAUCCCUCACUUUAUCUGGAUAGUCGCUGGCUAUGGUCUUCGUUCUGCUCAAGAACUCGGUAUCCACAUGCGCGCCACCCUCCUCCAUGCCGACCCUACUGAGCGAGAGCUCUGCAGUCGAGCGUUCUGGUGUCUUUACCAUAUUGACCGCAUUAGUUGCUCUGCCAUUGGGCGCACUCUCGCCAUCCAGGACUAUGAUUUCGAUUUGCAAUAUCCUGCGGAUGUUGACGACGAGUACUGGUCUACCGAAGAUCGAGAAAAGGAUUUUCAGCAGCCAAUAGGGAAGGGCCCAUCGAUACUCGCCACGUUCAUCGAAACUCUGAAACUUGACCACAUUGUUGGAGCUGCUCUUCAGACAAUUCACACGCACAGCAAAGGAUGGCUGAAAUCCAAGGAUAUCACUGCCAACUACGCCGUCCUGGCUGAGCUUGACUCUGCUCUCAACAAUUGGGAAAAACAAGUCCCGCAGGCUUUAAAGUGGAACCCCCAGCAGUCUGACACUCGGCUAUUCAAGCAAUGCGCCUUGUUGUACUGUCGCUAUCACUAUGUUCGAAUGCUCAUCCACAAGCCUUUUGUUCCGAUCCAAUACAAAGCCAAAAAGCAACAUUCUGAUGCUUUGCCAUCGCUCCGAAUAUGCGUCGAGGCAGCUCGUUCCUUAGCAAGCAUUUUUGACGCGUGCCUCGUGCGUGGACGGCGGGAACAAUAUCAGCCUUCUGUAGAUGUUGAGAUGGCCCUCCCCAUGUGGGAUGCAGCCACCAUCUUGCUCGUUGAUAUCUUUUCAAGCAAGCAGACUGCUUCAGAACGAGAAACGGCGUUGAUGUGUCUGAGAUGUUGCCAACAAACGAGUGCUGUAUUGGAAGGAACUUGGAGGCAAGUUGCAAAAUAUUCUGAUUUUCUGGUAUCCUUGAUGGAUGAGAGUAUCAUGCCCCCCAUAGUUGAUGAAAGUCGGGCAGGGAGUGAGAAGCGGACCAGGCAGGAUGAUGACAGUGGGCGGUCGAAGAAAAGGGCUUGGAGAGCAGGUAGCGAGCCCAUAAUGAAUCCGAGAGGUGAAAAUGAGGAGAGCAAUUUGCAAUCAAGGUCUCAGUCGAGGAUGAACACUCUCGUCUCUCAACAAGAACCCACUCGCACUCCGUUUGUCGGCACCGACAUACCUUUUGUGUCUUCUACCCCUACUCACGAUAUUCCCAACCCCAACAUGCAACUCCCUUCUUUCCCAUACUCUCAAGCCCGAGGAGAAUAUCCUAGUCAACCAUCACCGGCUGCUUUUGUACCGUCUACUCAAGACACUUUUCAACCUUCGGAUAUCAUGUAUGAUUGGUUGAUGAAUAUGGCCAGUGCUGCCCCACAAACACUUAGUAUGAGUUCGAUGGCGUUAGGUGGGGCCGAAGGUGGGAUUGACGACCCAAUUUGGGCGCAGCUUUUUGGAGAUACGGUGUUUUAAAUGUAUUAUUGCAUCUUCACAAUAGAUAAUCCAUGUACUGUACACGACCAAAAAUGGUUGAUGUUCAUUAUUACAUCACAUUACGUUCAAAUUUGCCGCAAUUAUUUUAUCACUGGCCCAAGGUCAAUACAAUAGUAAGAAUGGUUUAUCGGCAUGUAUAGACUAUUCAUCAGCAUGUACAGACUCAGAUUCAAUCAAUC